This is a messenger RNA of Gongylonema pulchrum, 408 nucleotides long. The record is from the annotation of a GenBank genome assembly. Lineage: Eukaryota; Metazoa; Nematoda; Chromadorea; Rhabditida; Gongylonematidae.
AUGAGUGAAACAUGGUUUAAUUCGCCGAAUAACAUGCCGUAUGAUAAUACGGGAAAUGUGCGCAAACUAGCUAUCGCUGAAAAAUACAAGCCAUAUCGGAUAUUGAUACCGAAUUAUUGCCCACCGUUUUAUUGCAAACCUAUCGAUGAUUAUCCGUUUGAUGUCCAAAAACACGUUGAUGAUGCAUCGCCUGAGAAUCUGGUCGUUAUACGCAAGCACUGGAGACGAUGGCAGCAGAACAAAAUGUUGGAAAAUUUCGACUUCUCAGGAGAUUUCUCUGGUCUACCGAUGAACCCAGCUGGGCGACAAGGUAUUGCUGGACGUGGCUGUCACAUAAAGUUCGGUGCCAAUUUGCGCACAGUCUAUGUUCUGCUGCGCGGAACCAAAAGAAAGCAAUUGCAGGUUUAA